AUGUGGCGUCUCUGGUCGUUGGUUAAAUCUCUGAGCUUCAUAGAAACGUUUUUAUCAACAAUAUCAAACCGGUCAUCCGCUGUGCGUGGCCGUUUGAAGUGGUUAUUGACGGUUGCUAAUUUUGGUGUCGGUUUAUGGCGAAACUGCGAACCUGAAGCCACACUUGAAGUUUUUUCAGUAGAAUCGUGGUUUCGGCCUGUGAUUCAUCCUGUAACAAAAUAUUUGUUUGAACAUUUCCACGACUAGAACAAGACUGGAGAAACAUUUCUCAGAGCUUUGACGAACUCUGGAACUUUCCUCAUUGCCUUGGGGCCAUCGAGGGCAAGCAUGUGAGCAUCGUCUCCCCAUCUGAAAGCGGAUCGUACUAUUAUAAUUAUAAAGGUUUUCAUAGCAUGGUGCUAUUAGCCUUAGUUGAUGCAAAUUAUCGUAUUUUAAUGUGCGAUUUCGGAACAAAUGCCUGAUAGUGGUGUAUUACAAAAUACCAAUUUUUUUAAAAAACUACAAAAUAAUCUCCUGAAAAUUCCUGUAGAAGAAACCGUACGGAAUACUUACAGAAGCCUACCAUAUGUAUUUAUAGAUGAUGCAUUUCCAUUGAGGUUAGACCUAAUGAAACCUUUUCGACAGGCAGCCUUGACUUCUAGGGAGAAAAAAAAUUACAACUACCCUUUAUCACGAGCAAGACGUAUUGUCGAAAAUGUAUUAGGAAUAUUGGCUGCCAGAUUUCGCAUAUUUCACACUUGCAUUAAUUUGGAACCGCGAAAUAUUGAAUUCGUUGUAAUGGCUUGCUGCAUGUUACAUAACCUUUUGAUAGCUAAAUCAUUAAGAACAUAUACUCCUCCAGAGUGCUUUGACUAUGAUGAUACGGAAGAAGGUGUGACAAAUUUUGGCUUGAAUUCACAAGGUUCUAAUAUGUCUAGCUUGCAACGAAGACCACUUGGAAAUACAGCAAAUGGAGCAAAAGGAGUUAGGGAGGCCUUUAUGAGUUAUUUUACGAAUGAAGGUAAAGUUUCUUGGCAAGAUAGAUUCAUCCAAUAAAAACUUACCUACUAAUAAUACUAUUGUAUAGGGUGGUCCAAAUUGGUCGCUCUCUUAUGGGAACACCCCUUAUUGAAAGAAAUCGACUAAAUUUUAAGAACGUCCCUUGGCAACAAAACGAUUACAAAUUGCAAAAUUUUGUUUGCGCCAAUGACUUUUUUUGACCAAUUUGGACCACCCUAAAAAUACAAAAAUUACCUACAAAUAGGUACUUAUUUACAUUAUGAAAAAUGUGUGGUUAUUAAAUAAAUAAACAAACAAAUUAUC
Acanthoscelides obtectus is the source of this 1302-nucleotide messenger RNA. Lineage: Eukaryota; Metazoa; Arthropoda; Insecta; Coleoptera; Chrysomelidae. The record is from the annotation of a GenBank genome assembly.